This is a messenger RNA of Olea europaea var. sylvestris, 1735 nucleotides long. RefSeq lists its product as uncharacterized. The transcript is spliced from 10 exons. The record is from RefSeq and is a predicted model, not a curated record. The coding region runs from base 1 to 1650 and encodes 549 amino acids. Lineage: Eukaryota; Viridiplantae; Streptophyta; Magnoliopsida; Lamiales; Oleaceae.
AUGCAGAGCAGUAGGAGAAUGGACUCUAAGAGACCAGCCACAAGUCGCAGAGGCUCAAUUCGAGAGCGGAAAAUGGUGUUGCAACAAGAUAUUGAUAAGUUAAAGAAGAGACUCCAACACGAGGAAAAUGUUCAUCGAGCUUUGGAGAGGGCAAUUAAAAGACCGUUGGGAGCUCUUCCUCGUCUCCCUCCUUAUCUUCCACCGGAUACAGCUGAGCUUCUGGCCGAAGUAGCUGUUUUGGAAGAAGAAGUUUUUUGGCUUGAAGAGCAAGUUGUGAAUUUUAGGCAAGGUCUGUAUCAAGAAGCUGUCUGCAUUUCAUCCUCCCAGAGGAACGUGGAUAAUUCGGCUAAUUCAUAUGACCUGUGUCAGAUUAAAGAUCCAAUAUCGAAGCAAUCCAGGUUGUCUCUCCCAAACGAGGCAUAUUCUGUGCCCGGUGGGAGACACUUAGCAGUUUCACUUGAUGAUAAGCGAGGAAAAGAAAACAUCUCGAGCUUCAAUUCCUUGAAGAACAAGCAGGGAUCUCCAAAUUUGAAAUUGCAGACUGUCAGAACUCCUGAAAAAAAACCUCCUGUUGAGUACAGAUCUGCAGAGAAGAAUUUAGAUUCUAAGAGAUCACAGUUAGAAUGCGGAGUUUUGAAUCAUGAGAGUGCCAAAGAAAGGAAUCCUGUUGUCAGUCCAGAGGAAAAAUCACCAGCAGAUGACACUCCAAACAAAAUUUCUGAGAGCAUUCUGAAAUGCCUGAUGAACAUUUUCUUGAGAAUGAGCUCAAAGAAAAGUAAGAGUAGGGGAGAAACAAUUCCUUCACGGUCAGCUUUGAGUUCUUGCGACAUCAUCAAAAGUACAGAGUUCAAUGAUCCUUAUGAUAUAUGUUCAAAGUUUGGGAAGAGAGAUAUUGGUCCAUAUAAGAAUUUAUUUACCAUUGAAGCCGCAUCUAUCAAUCCAAAGAAAACAACAAUAUCUGUAUUCUUAGUUCAAAGACGAAGGCUUCUACUUCAGAAACUUGCAUCAGCUGACUUGAACGGCCUCACCCAUCAUGAGAAGCUUGCUUUCUGGAUAAACAUCUACAAUUCUUGCAUGAUGAAUGCAUUUCUUGAACAUGGAAUACCAGUGAGUCCUGAGAUGGUGGUUGCACUAAUGAAAAAGGCCACAGUCAAUGUUGGCGGACACAUUCUAAAUGCUUUAACUGUUGAACAUUUUAUACUGAGACUACCUUAUCACUCAAAAUAUACCUUGGCAAAGGGUGCGAAAAAAGAUGAGACGAUGGCACACGGCAUCUUUGAAUUGGAAUUGUCUGAACCAUUGGUAACAUUUGCACUGUCUUGUGGAAGCUGGUCCUCCCCUGCUGUGCGCGUGUACACAGCAUCUCAAGUCGAACAGGAGCUUGAAAUGGCUAAAAGAGAGUACUUACUGGCAGCAGUUGGAAUUUCAUCAAUUAGGGAAGUGAUAGGAAUACCAAAACUAUUGGAUCGGUAUCUACUAGACUUUGCAAAAGAUAUCGAGUCAUUGCUUGACUGGAUAUGCCUUCAACUACCAAGUGAACUUGGAAAAGAAGUAAUAAAAUGCCUAGAGAAAGGGAAAGAUAAACUUCUGUCCAAGUCUCUUCAGAUACAGCCCUAUAAGUUCAGGUUCAGAUACCUUUUACACACGUGAAUAAGAUUAGAUUUAUAGCUUGUACAAAUUUUUUCAAUGGAAAAAUAAAUUUUUUUUUUGGGAGAACGUGUGGUUGUAAAGUGAG